Ipomoea triloba (trilobed morning glory) is the source of this 1456-nucleotide messenger RNA. RefSeq lists its product as uncharacterized. The record is from RefSeq and is a predicted model, not a curated record. Lineage: Eukaryota; Viridiplantae; Streptophyta; Magnoliopsida; Solanales; Convolvulaceae. The transcript is spliced from 7 exons. Bases 327 to 1073 code for a protein of 248 amino acids.
UUUGACCACCCAAGUCGCCAACAGUCUAGUACUCUAGUCCCUAAAGAUUCCGCUUCAUAGUUUCGAGUCAGCUCCUUUUCGCAUUACCAAAAGAAUUUUCCUAAUUCGUACGAGUUCGUAGAUUUUUCUCAUCAUCUUCUUCGCUUUUGGCUCAAUCCAAGAAAAAUUUCGCUCAUACGAUGACAAAUUCUCGCUCUUCAAGGCUGAGAUUAGCUCCAAGUCCGUGAAAUAAACGUUUCACUGAAGAGUAUUGACAAGAGGAAGCUGAAUUUGAGUGUUUCUUUUGGAAGAUUUUGUUUUUUUGGUGUUAAUUGAUUUGGUUUUGGAUGGCUGCAAGUGCGGACACGGCGGCCGGGAACGGAAAUGGUAAUAGCAACGGCCAGGAAGGGACGGGAAACGCGAAUGGCGCCACCAGCAACGGCGUCUCUGUACCGGAAAAUUCGGUGUUGGGGGCUACGCAGGCCGCGCUCCGCCACAACCCUGGCAUCUCCGUGGAAUGGACUCCGGAGGAACAGUCUAUAUUGGAAGAAUUGCUCGCAACAUAUGGUAAGGAAAACAACAUAGUCCGUUAUGCAAAAAUUGCUAUGCAGUUAAAUGAUAAGACUGUUCGGGAUGUAGCGCUGAGAUGUAGAUGGAUGACCAAAAAGGAAAACAGCAAGCGGAGAAAAGAAGAUCAUUCAAGGAAAAAUAAAGACAAAAAGGAAAAGAUAACUGAGUCUAUGCCAAAAUCUUCACAUGUUGCAAAUCGUACAAAUGGCCCUUUCUAUGCUCAAUCUACUACGCCCAUGGACAAUGAUGAUGGUAUAUCCUACAAAGCAAUUGGUGGCCCCGCUGGACAGCUCCUUGAACAAACUGCCCAUGCCUUGGAUCAGAUUUCUACAAACUUUGCUUCUUUCAAGAUACAUGAGAACAUCGGUCUUUUCUGCCAGGCUCGAAAUAAUAUCGUCUCGAUCUUAAAUGAUAUGAACGAUAUGCCGGAGAUAAUGAAGCAGAUGCCACCUCUCCCCGUGAAGCUGAACGACGAGCUUGCCAGCACACUUCUUCCGCAGCCACCCUUGCCAAAGCAGGCUUGAGAUCCCGGUUGCUGUCGCGGUGCUAACUAAUCAUGUUUCUGACUAUUUUGCCCUCAAGCUCAGACCCUCAGAUUAUAUAAUUAGAUAGCAACAUAAGCUGCAGCCCUGUACCUCAGUUGGAAUUUUGCUUUGAAUAUUCUUUGGUUUUUAAUUUUUUUUUUUGGGUAAUUUUUUAAGCUUUCUUUUGUAAUGUUCCUGCUGUGGUACUCAGUUUUCUUCCUCCUUUUGUUGGGUUUGGUUGAUUAAAGUAUAGGAUUAGGUUGUUUAGUACUUUGAAUGUGGCAUUGUCAAUAGAGGGUAGUUGUGUCCAAAGGAUUCUUGAUUUCUGUAAAUAAUAUUUAGAAAAAAAGAAUAUCUCCAUUAAAUAUUAUGCUUGUUUGACU